This is a messenger RNA of Armigeres subalbatus, 1005 nucleotides long. RefSeq names its product calcium load-activated calcium channel. The record is from RefSeq and is a predicted model, not a curated record. Gene Ontology annotation, biological process: endoplasmic reticulum calcium ion homeostasis. The transcript is spliced from 5 exons. Lineage: Eukaryota; Metazoa; Arthropoda; Insecta; Diptera; Culicidae. Bases 108 to 659 code for a protein of 183 amino acids. Gene Ontology annotation, molecular function: calcium channel activity. Gene Ontology annotation, cellular component: endoplasmic reticulum; endoplasmic reticulum membrane; cytoplasm.
UGUGACGUGAAAUCGUUCUGUCAAACGAACGUCCCUCAUCGGCAUCGGUCGCAGCUAGAACAAAUUUAGGAAGAUUAUUUCACGCCGAAACAUUUCCAUCCGCUGAAAUGUGGUCCGACACCUUACUGAUUGUGUUCAUAUCAGUGUGCACAGCAUUUCUCGGUGAAGGCCUAACCUGGUUGAUGGUCUAUCGAACAGAAAAGUAUCAGAAACUGAAGGGAGAAGUAGAGAAACAGAGCAAGAAACUGGAAAAGCGGAAGGAAACUCACGGAGAUUCUCUGGACAAAUCGCAUAAGAAGAAAAUCGAGCGGGAUGAAGAAAAACUCAAAAACAAUAAUCGGGAUCUUUCCUUGGUCAAGAUGAAAUCGAUGUUCGCAACAGGUUUCGCUUUCACGGCCCUGCUCAGCAUGUUCAACAGCAUCUUUGACGGUCGCAUAGUAGCACGUUUGCCAUUUACGCCUAUCUCAUGGAUACAAGGGCUCAGUCAUCGCAACCUGCCCGGGGACGACUAUACCGAGUGUUCGUUCAUCUUCCUGUACAUUCUGUGCACGAUGUCCAUUCGCCAAAAUAUUCAGAAACUGUUGGGUUUUGCACCUUCUCGGGCGGCCAGCAAACAAGCUGGUGGAUUGUUUGGCCCUACGCCAGGACAAUUCAAAUAAUUCCGGUUCGCUGAACCAGAGUGUGAGUAGUCAAAUUUAAUUCUAACGUUUUUUUUUGUUUUUAUAGAGAUUUGCUUUAAGUAUGCUAAACAAUAAGUCUAAGAAGUUUCGUAAUGUGAGAAACAAUUUCUUCACUGGGGUUUCGUCUUAGACCGAAUUACUUCAUCCAGCUAUUUAUUAGACAGACCAGGAAGUUAUUUUCUCAGCUGUCUCAUACUCGUUAUGUAGUUCGCUCAAUCGUCUUCAACUAUCAAUAAAUUCUCAUCUAUACUUAAUGCCACUUCUAGGGGCAUAAUGUACAUUUGAUAAAGUAAUAAGAAAAGUGAAUGAAAUUACCACAAAACUA